This is a messenger RNA of Miscanthus lutarioriparius, 1677 nucleotides long. NCBI's taxonomy places the organism in Eukaryota, Viridiplantae, Streptophyta, Magnoliopsida, Poales, Poaceae. The record is from the annotation of a GenBank genome assembly.
AUGGGGCGGAGGACCAAGCCGUCGUCGUCGUCGUCAUUCUGGUACUCCUCGCGGAGCCGUUCCUCCUCGGCCCCUGCCACGCCGAGGCCGGAACCUGCGACGGCGACAGGAGAGCCACCCGUCGGGUGCAUGUCCAUGGUGCACUACCUCAUCUUCGCGCCGGGCGCCGGCUGCGUCGGCCGCCCGCCCACUUCCUCCUCCAACGCCAUCGUCACGCCGCACGGCUGCCACGGCCUCGGCGGAAACGCCACCAGUAACCACCGGGGCGACAGCAGCAGCAGCAGCAAGAGCGGAUUCGAGGCGCCCAGGAACAGCCUCGACCUCGACGCCGACAACCCCAACGACAUCCAGAUCGAGCCGGUGUUCGACGCCCUCGCCAGCACGACGACCAGCAUGCGCCGCUCCACCAAGCCCACCGCGCCGUCGUCCGAGGCCGAGACGCCCAGGACGCCCAGCCUCGUCGCGCGCCUCAUGGGCAUCGACGGCCUGCCGGAACAGCAGCCGUCUCCACCGCCGGCGCAGCACAAGAAGCAGCCCGGUCGCACUGGCAGAAGAUCAACUGCCUCGACGGGCAAGGAGAACAGCAGCUGCGGCUCCCCGCCUGCGUCCAAGGCGGAGAAGAAGAAGCGCGUGAUCCCGGAGUCCAUGAACCGGCGGGAGCCGCUGCGCAGCCUCAGCUGCAACGUCGUCGGCGCCGAGGCCCGCUCGCUGCCGGAGCCGGACACGCCGCGCGCGUCCACGUCGGCGCGGGCGUCGUGGGACGGGCCCAGGCUGUCGCUGCAGGCGCUCAAGGAGAACGUCCUCGACCGCGCCGCGCACUACAUGUCCAUGCCCAGCUCGCCCACCUCCUUGUCUUCUUCAGCCAAGAAGAAGAAGAAGAAGGAUGCUGCCUGCAGCCGCCGACGCCGGGACGAGAAGGCGGCCAAGGAGCACGCGCGCGAGAUCCUCCGCCAGGCCAAGGAGACGGUCGCCAGCCGCAAGUCUGGCAACAACAGCACAUCCGCGUCGCCGGCAGCUGAGAAGAGGACGAGCUGCUUUAACAACAAGGAGAACGUGAUGAUGAGUAAUCCUGCAGCUCCAGCUCCCGCUCCUGCCAUGGAGGUCCAGAAGCUGUCUGUCGUGUUUCAACAAACUGCCAAGCCGACGACGGUGGCCCCAAAGCCAAGCGCCGAGCAUCACAGCCCCAGGGUGGCACUGGCGCCGAGGCAGCAGCAGCAGCCAUCGUCCCCUCCGCCACCGCAUCGGGCGAAGCCGUCGCGGCCGCCGCCGCCACCGCCGCCACUCGACCCGACGCCCACCCGAGCGAGGAAACCGGACGGGUGCGAGCGCUUCGCCACGCGGAUCAAGAAGCCCGCGGCGUGCCCGGCGUCCGCGCCGACGACGUCGUCGUCGUCAUUGCCGACGGACUGCUGCUCGGCCCGCGCCCGCGUUUCCUCGUCGCCGCCGCUGGAGGAGGACCCCGAGUACAGCUACCUGCGGACGGUGCUGGAGCGCGGCGGGUUCAUGCGGUCGUCGACGCCGCCUCGGCGGCCGGGGCGGGGCCACUCCGUGGCGUCGCCGGUGGACCCGAUCGUGUUCCACCUCCUGGAGCUGGAGCUCCCCGCGGACGAAGCACGUCUAGGCCCUCUCCGGCACCGGUGGAACCGGAAGCUGUUGUUCCACCUGGCGCAAGAGUAG